Dioszegia hungarica is the source of this 729-nucleotide messenger RNA. Its product is annotated as chaperone for protein-folding within the ER, fungal-domain-containing protein. Gene Ontology annotation, biological process: 'de novo' protein folding. The transcript has 6 exons. Gene Ontology annotation, cellular component: endoplasmic reticulum; endoplasmic reticulum membrane. NCBI's taxonomy places the organism in Eukaryota, Fungi, Basidiomycota, Tremellomycetes, Tremellales, Bulleribasidiaceae. The coding region runs from base 1 to 729 and encodes 242 amino acids. The record is from RefSeq and is a predicted model, not a curated record.
AUGCUGAAAUACGCGCUCACGCUGGCACUAUGCCUCCUUUCCAACGUCCGCGCGCAGGGCGACCUGUCAGCGGCAAACAACGUGACGGAUCUGGAGGGGACAUGGAGCAGUAACCCUUCCGUACAGACUGGACGGGAUUUCUGUGUACCUGCUGAAAUGCGGUUCACAUACCCCAAUAACACGGGUAUUUCUUACUCCUUCACCAACACAGGCUACUUCGAAGAAGCACAAUACCGCUACAAUUCCAACGCGUCCAACCCGGCCUGUAUCCAAGCCACCAUCUUCUGGCAACAUGGGACGUACCGCCUCAACAACAAUGGCUCGAUCACCAUGUACCCCUUUGGUCCGGACGGGCGGAUCCAGGUGCAGGAUCCGUGCGCGGCAGUGACGAAUAUCAUCACGUAUUACAACCAGCAGACAAUCUAUGCUGAUUGGGGAAUCACGGUGGAUAUUACCAGCGGACGUUAUGUGCUUAAGAUGAACCGAUUCGACGGUGCCAAGAUGCCCUAUAUGUACCUCCAGGCCAAGCCGCCAAACAUGAUGCCCACCCAGAUCCUCACCGGUACCAACGCCUCCGGCCAGACCGUCACCAGAAGACGAAACGUCGCCGACCUGUUCAAGCGCUCUUCAGCGCCCGCACGGGCAUAUAUCGGCUCGGAUGUCGGCGCGCUGGCGGGUUUGCUAGGAUUGGCGGUCAGCGCCGCGGGAUUGGGAUUGGGGAUGUUAUGA